CGAAUUCACAAUAUCAAUCAACUUUGUCAAGAUACAAAUAUUGAAUUCAUUAUUUGACUUCAACGCAACACACUUUGCUGCUGAAUUAUUAGACAUUUUUUUUUGUGAGUAGACUAUUAGACAUAUAUUGUAUAUGUUUUAUCAUUUGGUGAUGGUAGUAACUGGUGGGGAAGCCAUAACCUCUUUCUGCUCUCAUUGUAAUUGAGUACCUGUGAUGGAAAACUUAAACUCACCAAAGACUUCUUCUUCUUCUAGUUUAUUUGAUGAGCUACCAAAGGAGAGAUGCUGGGGAGGCAGAGAGUUCUACAACUGGGAAGGAUUUUGGUACCGAAGUGACUUCCUUUCAGCUGCCAUAUCUACAAGGUCAUACUUCAAAGCACGUGAUGAUGAUGUCAUUUUAGCUUCCUCUGUGAAAACAGGCACUACCUGGCUGAAGGCUUUGAUACCAUCCAUCAUGCACCGCAAGCAAGAUAAUAACAACGAUGAUAGUGAUCCUUUGAUCAAGAACCAUCCAAAUUCACUUGUGCCAUCUUUUGAACUUCAAAUCUUCAGAGAAAAUCCGAAAGCUGAUCUCUCAGGUAUGCCUUCUCCCAGACUAUUCAGAACCCAUAUGCCAUAUAUGAUGUUACCGGAUUCUGUCAAGGAAUCUGGUUGCAGAAUUGUGUAUAUUACUAGAGAACCUAAGGAUGCAUUUGUUUCAUUGUGGCACUUCAUUACUGCAAACACAAGACCAGAACAAGGUCUGUGCACUUUAGAUGAAGCCUUUGAGAAUUACUGUGAAGGGAUUCAUGCAUUCGGUCCUUUCCAUGAUCAUGUUUUGAGUUAUUGGAAGGAGAGUUUAAAGAGCCCUGAGAAGAUACUUUUCUUGAAAUAUGAAGAGCUGAAGAGAGACCCCAAAUGUCAAGUUCAAAAACUGGCAUCUUUUCUUGGAAGGCCUUUUGUUGAUGAGGAAGAGAUUGAUAAGAUAAUAUGGAGGUGUAGCUUUGAGAGGCUUAAGAAUUUGGAAGUGAACAAAAACGGGACAGACCCUAAUGCUGGGUUUUCCUAUAAAUCAUAUUUUAGGAAAGGUUCUGUUGGGGAUUGGAAGAAUUUUUUGUCUGAAGAGAUGAAAGAACGCCUUGAUAACAUUACCCAGAUGAAGUUAGAGGGCUCUGGUUUGAAUCUGUAAAUUUCUUGAGCCACACCAAGUUUGUGUUUAAGGUUUGCUGCAAGUAAGGCUGUCUCUUGAUGUUGUGAACCCUUGUAUGACGUAAAACUGUUCAAGGUUCCACAUGUGAAUAAUUGCUUUCCAUGCACCAUUAAUGUAGAAUUAAUCUGCACUUAGAAAUAUUUGAUAUGCAACAGACAAUGUGUUUAGUAAUCAGUGAAAGAUUCCUAUGAUC
Messenger RNA from Tripterygium wilfordii, 1382 nucleotides. Its product is annotated as cytosolic sulfotransferase 5-like. Gene Ontology annotation, biological process: sulfation. The record is from RefSeq and is a predicted model, not a curated record. The transcript has a single exon. The coding region runs from base 215 to 1168 and encodes 317 amino acids. Lineage: Eukaryota; Viridiplantae; Streptophyta; Magnoliopsida; Celastrales; Celastraceae. Gene Ontology annotation, cellular component: cytoplasm. Gene Ontology annotation, molecular function: sulfotransferase activity.